AUGUCUAAGGCUGAAGAAUUUAAAAACGAAGGAAAUACUCUUUUUAAACAACAUAAAUUUAAUGAAGCUAUAGAUUCAUAUACUAGAGCUAUAAAAAUAAAUGAUAAAAAUGCAAUUUAUUAUUCAAAUAGAGCUCAAGUUCAUAUAAAAUUGGAAAAUUAUGGAUUUGCCAUUGCAGAUUGUGAUAAGGCAAUUGAAAUUGAUCCAAAUUUCAUGAAGGCAUAUUAUAGAAAAGGCGUUUCAUUAAUGGCUAUAUUACAACAUAAAAAAGCACAAGCAUGUUUUAAAAUUGUAUUAGGAAAGUUACCCAAUGAUAAAUUAACGUUGGAAAAUUAUAAACAAUGUACAAAUUAUUUAAAAAGACAAGCUUUUGAAAAAGCAAUAGCUGGAGUUGAUCAAAUAAGUAUAUUAAAUUCAUUGGAUUAUGAAGGUAUACAAAUUGAAAAAUAUUGGAGUGGGCCGGAAUUAAUUAUUAAAACUGAAAAGAAAGAAAAUGAGGUGACCGUGGCCAUCGAUGGAUUAGAUGAGUCUUAUUUAAAAUAUAUGAUUAAAUUAUUUAAAGAUGGUGGUAAACUACCUAAAAAACAUGUAUUUGCAAUAAUAUCCAAAGUUAAUGAAUUACUUAAAAAGGAAUCAUCAUUGAAUGAAAUAGCUUUAACUCAUUCAAAAUUAAAACCAAGAGAAAAUACUUUAGUUGGUGGUAAGAAAUUCACUGUUGUAGGUGACACUCAUGGACAAUUCUUUGAUGUGCUUAAUAUAUUUGAAAAGUAUGGACAUGUUUCCCAAGAUCAUGUAUAUUUAUUCAAUGGUGAUUUUGUAGAUAGAGGUUCUUGGUCAUGUGAAGUUGCAUUAUAUUUAUAUGUAUUAAAGAUAUUAUAUCCAAAUUCAAUUUUCAUAAAUAGAGGUAAUCAUGAAACUUCAGAUAUGAAUAAAACAUAUGGAUUUACUGAUGAAGUAGAAUAUAAAUAUUCCAAAAAAGUAUUUGAAGCAUUUGAAGAAUCAUUUGGUAGUUUACCAUUUGCUACUUUAAUCAAUUAUGAAUAUUUAUGUAUGCAUGGAGGAUUAUUUUCAAAUGAUAACGUUACAUUAGAUGAUAUUCGAAAGAUAAAUAGAUUCAAAUCUACACAACCUGCAAAAGAAGGAUUGGCUAUGGAAUUAUUAUGGACAGAUCCACAAGAAACAAAUGGAAGGGGACCUUCUAAAAGAGGACUUGGUUUACAAUUUGGUCCUGAUAUAACUGAAAGAUUCUGUCUUACAAAUAAAUUAAGAAAAAUAAUUAGAUCACAUGAAGUAAGAAUGGGAGGAAUUGAAGAUGAACAAAAAGGUAGAUUAAUUACCGUUUUUAGUGCUCCUGAUUAUUGUGAUUCAACAGGGAAUCUUGGUGGUGUUUUACAAUUUGACGAAAAUGAGAAUUAUAAUGUAGAAAAAGAUGAUGGUGAAGGAUAUAGAAAGAUUGAUGAUGAUAAUUGUCCAUGGAAAUUGAGUAAGCAUACAUUUGAAGCAGUACCACAUCCAGAUUUGAAACCAAUGGCAUAUUCAAAAGGUGGAUUUGGAUUUUAG
Insectozyma verbasci is the source of this 1560-nucleotide messenger RNA. Lineage: Eukaryota; Fungi; Ascomycota; Pichiomycetes; Serinales; Debaryomycetaceae. The record is from the annotation of a GenBank genome assembly.